AUGUUUACAGCCGUUUCAACUGUUUCUGUGUGAAUCAACGAAGCAGGACAGCUGAUGUCCUGACGGACAAAAUGCCAAAUUUUGUCCUUUUGCUAAUUCUGGGAAUCCACACAACUGCAGCUGUGACCCACUCUCUGAAGUAUUUCUACACUGCGUCCACUCAAGUCCCAGGCUUCCCAGAGUUUGUGGUUGUUGCGUUGGUUGAUGAUGUUCAGAUUGCUUAUUAUGACAGUGUGAUUAAGAGAGCAGAGCCCAAACAGGACUGGAUGAGGGAGAUCACUGAUCAGCAGUACUGGGAGAGAGAGACUGGAAACUUUCUGGGUAACCAGCAGAUCUUCAAAGCCAACAUUGAAAUCUUAAAGCAGCGCUUCAACCAAACUGGAGGAGUUCACGUUGUUCAGCACAUGUAUGGCUGUGAGUGGGAUGAUGAGACUGCAGAGGUCAAAGGUUAUGAUCAGUUUGGUUAUGAUGGAGAAGAUUUCAUUGCCCUGAGCCUGGAAACAAAAUCCUGGAUCGCUCCAACCCAACAAGCUGUCAUCACCAAACAAAAAUGGGAUCGUAAUGUAGCUUUUGUAAAGAAUGAGGAGAACUACUUCACUGAGAAUUGUCCUGAGUGGAUGAAGAAAUAUGUGAACUGUGGGAGAAAGUCCCUGAUGAGAACAGAACGUCCAUCAGUUUCUCUCCUCCAGAAAUCUUCAUCCUCUCCAGUCAGUUGCUUCGCUACAGGUUUCUAUCCUAGCAGAGCAGAAAUGUUCUGGAGGAAAGAUGGAGAGGAGAUUCAUGAUGGUGUGGAGAAAGGAGAGAUUCUCUCUAACAAUGAUGGGACCUUCCAGAUGAGUAUCAACAUUUAUCUUUCAUCUGUUCCACCUGAAGACUGGCCCAGGUACGAAUGUGUGUUUCUGCUUUCUGGAGUCGAGAGAGACGUCAUCAGACUGGAGAAAACAAGAAUCAGGAACAAUGAAUUGAAAAGCAUCUCAACAGUAAAUAACAACACUAUGACCAUCCUUGUUGCUGUUGCCAUGGUUUUCCUUGGUCUCGUUGUCAUUAUUGGAUUCAUUCUUUACAAGAAGAUUAAAGGUGAGAGACGAAUAUUGUCUUUCCUGUGUUUUGAUUGUUGUUCUUUACCCAGUGAGAAUUAGACUUGAUUAAAUGUUAAAGUUUUAUAUAAACCUGAUUUAGAGACGAGUCAAUGCCAUGUACAUGUGUAACUUUGAUUUAGAUCCUUAUACUUCACCGAGGUUUAGACCAAGCAAGACUUUAUGAUCUAAAAGUGAUAUAAUUUUAGACUGGAGUCCAUAAAAACUAUAAAUUAUCAAACAAAAAAUGCCAGAAACCCUCGACUCAAAGACAGCUUAAUUUGAUUCAAAAUGAAUAAACCCAAUCAUUUUUUACUGUUGUGAUAUAGUGAAAAAAAAAGAGAGAGAAUAUUGAUAAUUAUGAUGAGAUAUUAAUUGUACUGAACUGGAAGGUGAAAACAUGCAUUUCAAAAUAAAAUGUAACAUUUGA
This is a messenger RNA of Xiphophorus hellerii (green swordtail), 1506 nucleotides long. Its product is annotated as H-2 class I histocompatibility antigen, Q9 alpha chain-like. Gene Ontology annotation, cellular component: external side of plasma membrane. The transcript has 5 exons. The record is from RefSeq and is a predicted model, not a curated record. NCBI's taxonomy places the organism in Eukaryota, Metazoa, Chordata, Actinopteri, Cyprinodontiformes, Poeciliidae. Gene Ontology annotation, biological process: immune response. Bases 72 to 1139 code for a protein of 355 amino acids.